This is a messenger RNA of Culex quinquefasciatus (southern house mosquito), 652 nucleotides long. RefSeq names its product U3 small nucleolar ribonucleoprotein protein IMP3. Bases 68 to 613 code for a protein of 181 amino acids. Gene Ontology annotation, biological process: rRNA processing. The record is from RefSeq and is a predicted model, not a curated record. Lineage: Eukaryota; Metazoa; Arthropoda; Insecta; Diptera; Culicidae. Gene Ontology annotation, molecular function: structural constituent of ribosome; rRNA binding; snoRNA binding. Gene Ontology annotation, cellular component: Mpp10 complex; small-subunit processome; small ribosomal subunit. The transcript has 2 exons.
CAGAGCGACUCGCGAGUUCAAUUCGAUUUGUAAACCUUGUGAUUAUUUUACACCUUUUUUCGUCAAAAUGGUUCGAAAACUCAAAUUCCACGAGCAGAAACUGCUCAAGAAGGUGGACUUCUUCAACUGGAAGGAAACAAACAAUCUGAACGAGGUGAAGGUGAUGCGAAAGUACAACGUCCAAAAGCGAGAGGAUUACACUACCUACAACAAACUGUCCCGCAACAUCCGUGAGCUGGCGGGGAAGAUUGCGGAAAUCGACGCCCGGCAUCCGUUCCGGACGGAGAUGAGCGCGCUGCUGCUGGAGAAGCUGUACGUGAUGGGCCUGAUCGCGACCAAGUGGGACCUGGAAAACGCCAGCAAGCUGAGCGCUUCGAGCUUUUGCCGGCGGCGACUUCCGGUGGUGCUGCUGCGCAGUAAGAUGGCCGAGAACAUCUCGCAGGCCACGCAGCUGAUCGAGCAUGGGCACGUGCGGGUGGGUGCGGAAGUGGUGAAGGAUCCGGCUUUUCUGGUGCCUAGGACGUUGGAGGACUUUGUGACGUGGGUGGACGGAUCGGCCAUCCGGAAGCACGUGCUGGAGUAUAACGACAUGAGGGAUGAUUUUGAGCUGUGAGGGGGUCGCCGGGGGGAGUAUUUAAUAAAUGUGUUUAAA